Messenger RNA from Priapulus caudatus, 2093 nucleotides. RefSeq lists its product as uncharacterized. Lineage: Eukaryota; Metazoa; Priapulida; Priapulimorpha; Priapulimorphida; Priapulidae. The record is from RefSeq and is a predicted model, not a curated record. The coding region runs from base 114 to 737 and encodes 207 amino acids. The transcript has 5 exons.
AAUCAAUCGUGCAUGCAGUGUUUAUAAUGCUGCUAUGACGACCACGUCUAUCUAGGUUAUGUCACGGCUUGGUAUAGUUUUAAAUUUAGUUAGUGCCUUGUAUAUGUGUCACGAUGGUGGCUGUAUUUCUGUGGCUGCUCGCGUUCUGCCUGAGAACAGUUACUGCAACAACUUGUCAGGACUGGGACGAGAAUACGCUAAGGGCAAGUGCCGAUUAUCAUCUGAAAACGAUCAAAGACAAAGAGAUGGCAAAUCCCUUGUCAUCAAGCUUAAGCCGUAGCGGACUGAUGUGCGCGGCAGCAUGCGUGAAAGACCCUGACUGCUUCUCCGUCAACUACAGACAAGAGACCAAAGAGUGCAAGAAGCUCGCUGAAGACUGGUACAGAGCCACACCUAAAUUGGUCGACUCCAUUGGUUGGGACUUUGUCUAUCUGGUAGAUAAAGGUGCACCACUGGGCAUGAUUGACAAAACCAUACCAAAUAGUGCCAUAACCGGGGACAUUUGGCCGGAUACAAACACGGCACCAUACAAGGCCCGCCUUGACGCACAAAGCUCAUGGCAACCAGGUCUUGGAUAUAACAUGCACAUAGACCUAGGGACGGAGACACAGUUAGUUAGAAUAACCACACAGGGAUGCGAAUGUGUAUACAAGAAAUGGGUCGUGAAAUACAUACUGGCAUUCUCACUUGACAACAUCACCUGGACUGAAUCAAUGAAAACCAAUCAAACUUGCUGACAGGAAACACAGAUUUCUAUACGCAUGUUCAUCAGCAGCUGAACUUCACUGCCAGAUAUCUACGCAUCACCGUGAAAACCAUCUAUUCGGAGAUAAGUUCUGUUUACACGGGUGGCUUCCGCAUGGAGGUGUAUGGAUGUAGACAAGAAUAGCACCAAGACGAAAAGUCGCAUACACCUGUAGCUGUGCAGUGGCUUUGUUCCUGUUGUAGGGACUAAUAAUACUAUGACGAAUACUAUAUCCAAGUGCAUGUCUAAUGCUAUAAAAUAACCGUAAACUAAUUUGAGUAAUCACACGAGCCAUAGUGAAAGCUUUAAGAACGCUUCAUUGGGGGAGGCUACUUGAUCAGACUAUAUAUAUAUAGUAUAAGUAUAUCAGAAUUUAUUCACUGGCAGCGAGCGUGUGUUAUAUAUAUAUAUGUGUGUAUGUGCUGUAGCGUGAGCGAGGUGGGGGUUAGGGGGCGGAUUUGAAUUUCGCUUUCCAGUGGAAGCACAGUUACCGAUCAUUUAUAAUAAUUUUUUUGAGAAGGCUGAGUCGGUUCUCUUUAUGGCGUAGUUGAAGAUUCGGCCAUUAUAUGAUAGUAACACUGCAUGCAGUUACGCAGUUUUUAUCAUGUUUUAAUCACUAUCUAUUUACUCUUGUUUGAUAUCGGUGCAAAAGCUCUUAGCUUAUGUUAAUAAUGUUCAUUAUAUACCUAUGAAAAUAAAUUUUACUUGAACUUGAACUUGAACUUGAACUUGAUGUUCAGUCAAAAUGCGGAAUUGGCUUAAUUAAAGUUUUGUUCACAUACAAAGAAAAAUAGUUUUAAUCGACUAUCAUUGCAUGCAUCUGACACAAUUGAUAUUAAAGCUUACAGUUUAUUUAUGCUGUGACAGGCUGGCUCCCUGUUAACAUCACUUUGGAUGAAUAAUAUAAGAAAACCAUGCAGUAACAGUUGGUGACUUAAUAAUAUUCAAACUUCAGUCUUCAUUUCAUCACAACUUCAUUUCAGUCUUGUAUUUUCUCAUUGAAAGCAGAAUGUGAUAUAGAAAUUGCGAUUCGGAUAAACCGUAAUAUGUAAACCGUAUAAUGUUUGCCAAAGUUUCUGGUUGUUAACUUACUGGAGCACACUGAACUUUAUAUCAAGCUUUUCUCUGCAUGGUAAUGACGCACGCAUGUCAUACGAAUGUCAAAGAACGUAGUUUUAAAUUUAAUGUAUUUUUCAACCGUGUUAAACGUCUAUUCAUUUGUAUGAAUUUCAUUGUUAAAGAUAACUUUAAAAUUAACCUUAAAAUUAAACUUAAAGAUAAACACUUCUUUAAUUUAUUCGCCAUUUUGUUAACCCCUGUGUUUCAACAUGUACUCAACAUGAAUUCG